Protobothrops mucrosquamatus (brown spotted pit viper) is the source of this 2678-nucleotide messenger RNA. It is a transcript of the gene ANO3, whose product is annotated as anoctamin 3. Gene Ontology annotation, cellular component: plasma membrane. Bases 7 to 2526 code for a protein of 839 amino acids. The transcript has 23 exons. Gene Ontology annotation, molecular function: chloride channel activity; protein dimerization activity. The record is from RefSeq and is a predicted model, not a curated record. Gene Ontology annotation, biological process: chloride transmembrane transport. NCBI's taxonomy places the organism in Eukaryota, Metazoa, Chordata, Lepidosauria, Squamata, Viperidae.
AGUGACAUGUCUGCCCUGGGAACAUCAGGUCUAUUCUUCAAAGAUGGCAAAAAACGUAUUGAUUACAUUUUAGUCUACAAAAAAUCCAGUCCUCAAAUUGAGAAAAGAAGCACCUUUGAAAAGAAUUUACGAGCAGAAGGAUUAAUGUUAGAAAGAGAGCCAGCUGUUACAAACAAUGACAUUAUGUUUGUAAAAAUCCAUUGUCCUUGGGACACACUCUGCAAAUAUGCUGAAAGAAUGAACAUUAGGAUGCCUUUCAGGAAAAAAUGUUAUUACACUGACUGGAGGAGCAAAACCAUGGGCAGUUUCCAGAGGAAUAUGAGGGAAUUGAAAAGCUGGUUGCCCAGAAAUCCAAUGAAACUUGAUAAAGAAGCUCUUCCUGAUCUGGAAGAAACAGAUUGCUACACAGCUCCUUUCAGCCGAGCACGUAUUCAUCAUUUUACAAUAAACAACAAAGAUAGCUUCUUCAGCAACUCUACAAGGAGUAGGAUAGUGCACCAUAUGUUACAGAGAACGAAGUAUGAAGAUGGAAAACCAAAAAUGGGCAUCAACAGACUGCUCAGCAAUGGAACAUAUGAAGCUGCAUUUCCACCUCAUGAGGGAAGUCACAAGAGCAGGCAUCCUAUUAAAACACAUGGAGCUACGAACCAUCGGCAUCUAUUAUAUGAGCGCUGGGCACGAUGGGGAAUGUGGUACAAAUACCAACCUCUGGAUCUGAUUAGGCGAUAUUUUGGAGAGAAAAUUGGUCUUUAUUUUGCUUGGUUGGGAUGGUACACGGGGAUGCUUAUCCCUGCUGCACUUGUUGGAUUGUUUGUUUUCCUUUAUGGAUUAUUCACCAUGGAUACUAGCCAAGUAAGCAAAGAGAUCUGUGAAGCAAAUGAGACCAUCAUGUGCCCCAUGUGCGAGAAGAGCUGCACACUGCAAAAACUCAAUGAAAGCUGCAUCUAUGCAAAGGUUACAUACUUAUUUGAUAAUGGAGGAACUGUCUUCUUUGCCAUUUUUAUGGCUAUAUGGGCUACAGUCUUCUUAGAGUUUUGGAAACGACGACGAGCUGUACUUACAUAUGACUGGGACCUCAUAGACUGGGAAGAUGAAGAGGAAGAACUUCGUCCCCAGUUUGAAGCAAAAUAUUCUCAAGUGGAGCGAGUAAACCCUAUAACAGGAAAGCCUGAACCUUUUCAACCUUUUCCUGAUAAACUUAGUCGACUGAUGGUAUCUGUGUCAGGAAUAUUUUUCAUGAUUUCAUUAGUGCUAACUGCAGUGUUCGCAGUGGUGGUUUAUCGCCUAGUGGCUAUGGAGCGGUUUGCCUCUUUCCAGUGGUAUUUCAUAAAAAUGUACUGGCAGUUUGCAACUUCAGGCACUGGAGUCUGCAUCAACUUUAUAAUCAUCAUGUCCCUUAAUGUAGUAUAUGAAAAAGUUGCCUAUCUUUUAACAGAUCUAGAACACCCCAGAACAGACUCAGAGUGGGAAAACAGUUUUGCUUUGAAAAUGUUUCUUUUCCAGUUUGUCAAUUUAAACAGUUCUAUUUUCUACAUUGCAUUUUUUCUUGGAAGAUUUGCUGGUCGUCCUGGAAUGUACAACAAACUUUUUAACAAAUGGAGAUUAGAAGAGUGUCAUCCAAGUGGCUGCUUAAUAGAUCUGUGUCUGCAAAUGGGUGUAAUCAUGGUUUUAAAACAAAUGUGGAACAAUUUCAUGGAACUUGGUUAUCCGUUACUCCAGAAUUGGUGGUCACGACGCAAGAUCAAGAAAGGAGGACAGUUACUAGAACAUAAAGUGUCUUUAUCUCAGUGGGAAAAAGAUUGGAAUCUACAGCCCAUGAAUCUCCAUGGUCUGAUGGAUGAAUACUUGGAAAUGGUUAUACAGUUUGGCUUUACUACGAUCUUUGUUGCUGCUUUUCCACUAGCACCUUUGCUGGCUUUGCUUAAUAAUAUUAUAGAAAUCAGGCUGGAUGCAUACAAAUUUGUAACACAGUGGAGGAGGCCAAUGCCUGCAAGAGCAACUGACAUAGGUAUCUGGUAUGGGAUCCUCGAGGGAAUAGGAGUUCUAGCUGUAAUCACCAAUGCUUUUGUUAUUGCCAUAACUUCAGACUAUAUCCCACGUUUUGUUUAUGCAUACAAAUAUGGACCUUGUAUCAACGAAGGAUACAGACAGGAAAAGUGUUUGAAGGGAUAUGUCAACAGUAGCUUAUCAAUAUUUGAUCUGAGUGAACUCGGCAAAGGAUAUUCAGGAUACUGCAGGUAUAGAGAUUACAGAGCACCUCCAUGGAGUUCAACUCCAUAUGAAUUUACCUUGCAGUUCUGGCAUGUUCUAGCAGCUCGAUUGGCUUUCAUUAUCGUCUUUGAGCAUCUAGUUUUUGGAAUAAAGUCUUUCAUUGCCUACCUGAUUCCAGAUAUGCCCAAAGACUUAUGUGACAGAAUGCGAAGGGAGAAAUACUUAGUUCAGGAAAUGAUGUAUGAAGCUGAGCUUGAGCAUUUGCAGAGAGAGCGAAAAAAGAAUGGUAGGCAGUAUCACCACGAAUGGCCUUAGCUGAUAAGAAAAAGGAUGAAAGAAAAAAGGGGGCAAAAACCACCAGCAGCAGCAUCAUGACCGAACAUUUCCAGAAGUCAAGAUGAAGGUGGGAUUUGAAAAGAAGACAACAGAAUCAAGUUGUGUAUGUGUGUAUGUGUAAGGAAGUAAUG